Pelmatolapia mariae (spotted tilapia) is the source of this 1137-nucleotide messenger RNA. Its product is annotated as pepsin A-like. Gene Ontology annotation, biological process: proteolysis. Lineage: Eukaryota; Metazoa; Chordata; Actinopteri; Cichliformes; Cichlidae. The record is from RefSeq and is a predicted model, not a curated record. Bases 1 to 1137 code for a protein of 378 amino acids. The transcript has 9 exons. Gene Ontology annotation, molecular function: aspartic-type endopeptidase activity.
AUGAAGUGGGCUUUUGCUGUGUUUGCCAUGGUAUCACUCUCCGAGUGCCUCGUUCAGUUCUCUCUGGAAAAGGGUAAGAGUGCCAGGGAGGUCUUGGAGGAACAGAAUGCAUGGGAGACGUAUAGGCAAAAAUACCCAUACAAACCCACGGCCAAGUUUAAUGGGUUGUCUGCUGUGGGCUCUGAAUCCAUGACCAAUGAUGCUGGUUUGUCUUACUAUGGAGUCAUCUCAAUUGGAACUCCACCUCAGUCCUUUAAAGUCAUAUUUGACACUGGCUCAUCUAACCUGUGGGUUCCUUCCAUCUACUGCACCAGUGCAGCCUGCAAUAAACAUGCCAAGUUUAACCCUGGCAAGAGCAGGACCUACAGAAAAGAUGGAAAGCCUCUCCAUAUAGAUUAUGGCACUGGCAGCAUGACUGGCUUCUUGGGAUAUGACACCGUGACGGUUGCUGGUCUGGCUGUGACAAACCAGAUCUUUGGUUUGAGCCAAACUGAGGCCCCCUUCAUGAAGUACAUGCAGACUGAUGGUAUACUUGGUCUGGCCUACCCAAGUCUGUCUGCCUCCAGUGCGACACCCGUAUUCGACAACAUGGUGAAAGAGGGCCUUGUCGAGCAGGACCUCUUCUCCGUGUAUCUGAGUUCUAACAAUCAGGGAGGCAGUGUGGUGACCUUUGGUGGUGUUGAUACCAAUCACUACUCUGGUUCCAUCACCUGGAUUCCUCUCUCCCAUGAACUGUACUGGCAGAUCACAGUUGACAGCAUUACUGUUAAUGGUCAGGUUGUGGCUUGUUAUGGUGGCUGUCAGGCUAUUGUGGACACUGGAACCUCUCUGGUCGUUGGACCUCAAAGCGACAUUGAUAGCAUCAGUGUUUGGAUGGGAGCUUUUAGUCUGAAUGGAGAUUACAUUGUCAACUGCAACGAUGUUGGUCAACUGCCAGAUGUGAUCUUUAACAUCAAUGGACAGCAGUUCCCUCUCCCAGCCUCUGCCUAUGUCAGUGAGUCCCAGAACUAUGGCUGCCUCACUGGCUUCAGUGCUGAAGGUGGCAACCUGUGGAUCCUGGGUGAUGUCUUCCUCAGACAGUACUAUUCCAUCUACAACAGAGACCAGAAUGUGGUGGGUCUGGCCAAAGCAAGAUAA